UUGAAAACGGAACCCGGCCAGGGCUCAUUUACGAACAAGAGAAAUUGGGAAUUUCAAUAGAGCGGGAAAAUAAACCUCCCAAAUUACAAUCCCUAAUCAAAUUUUCCCCAAAUAAUGGCGCCUCUUCUUCAUCGAUAACAUAAAAACAACUUAAAUUCUGUUUUAUUUCUAUUUGAAAGAUAAUAAAAUCAUGGUCCGAGCUGUGAAAAGGGAACCGCCACCCAGUAAUGGAGUUGAAGAGGAGACGGCGAGAGAGCUCAGAGCAGUAAAACGAGAGCGGCUGACUCGUAAAGUUCGCGGCGGUGGUGGGCCGCACCAGCAAGAAGAAGCGGGAGAGAAUAGGACGGAGACGCCGACGGAUACGCCGGCGGAUCCGAGGCUCCUUCGGUCUAAAUACCAUGCUUUGUUUAACAAAAUCAAUGAUGAGAGAGAUGAUUUGACGAAAACUGACUCGGAUAAAUUUGCUUCUAUUUUUAAGGAGGUUGAAGAUUUACAUAAACAUGUGCAAAGGCCAAGAGAGCAAGUUGCAGAUGCAGAGGCAUUACUGGGCAUUGCUAGCUCAUUGGGCACGUCGGUUAAAUCGCAGCACAAUGAGGGAAUUACUGCAGCAGAUUUUGUGUCUGGUUUGCUUGCAGGAUUUGGCCAAUCCAAUAGGACAUUAGGAAGUCAGGAGAAUAGUAGUAAUGUCCCUACUUCUAUCAACUGGAAACAUAUCGGACUUGUUGUUUCUCCUAUUUUCAUGAAAUGUAACGGAUUUAGCACAAUGAUUGGACCAAUGAAAACUGAGUUUAAGCAAAGAAAGGCUGCGGUUCCCAGAACCAAACGUGUUAGGCCAACUGAAAAAUCUCGGCCUGAAGAGAUUGAAGAGACUGAGGCAGAAAAGAAAACAGAUACUGAUAAUAAUAUGUCAACGAUGUUUGAGAUCUUAAGAAGGAACAAACGUGUUAGACUUGAAAAUUUGAUCUUGAAUAGAAGGUCUUUUGCACAGACUGUAGAGAAUUUGUUUGCACUGUCCUUUUUAGUCAAAGAUGGGAGGGUUGAAAUUUCUGUAGAUGGAAGCGGCCAUCACUUUGUCUCUCCUAGGAAUGCUCCUGCUGCCAGUUCUGUGAUGUCAGGGGAGGUUGCAUACAGGCAUUUUGUAUUCAGAUUCGAUUUCAGGGAUUGGAAGGUAAUGACGGACGUAGUACAGGAUGGCAAUGAGCUAAUGCCAGAUCGGAAAAGUGUUGUUUCUGAGUCAGAACGAGAAGCUAGCGUACACCAAGGAAAUGUGAACAGGACACCUAUCAGGAAAUUGUCUAGGCAUCGAGGUCUUGUUUUACAAGAAGAUUCUAUAGUAGAAGACUCUCCUGAUAUUGGAGCUGCGAAAGGCGUUGGUUCCCUUCGGUGUAAACGAAAGCUCAACUGAGAGAUUUUCUUAUGUUAAUCUAUUUUUGUAUUAUGUAUAGGCAAUCCAUCCUUUGGGUUCUACUUAGUUUUGGUGUGCACUUCUUUCUAUUUUCGCACAUUGUAACUUAGCUUAGAUUUCUAACUUAAACGACUCUUCUUUGUACCUAUGAAUUUAUUAACAGUUCCCAUGCUUUUUAAAUUUACCGCUUAUGAUUUUUUA
Messenger RNA from Mercurialis annua (annual mercury), 1606 nucleotides. Its product is annotated as non-structural maintenance of chromosomes element 4 homolog A-like. The record is from RefSeq and is a predicted model, not a curated record. Gene Ontology annotation, cellular component: nucleus; Smc5-Smc6 complex. Gene Ontology annotation, biological process: DNA repair. The transcript is spliced from 7 exons. Bases 191 to 1405 code for a protein of 404 amino acids. NCBI's taxonomy places the organism in Eukaryota, Viridiplantae, Streptophyta, Magnoliopsida, Malpighiales, Euphorbiaceae.